Messenger RNA from Paraglomus brasilianum, 1380 nucleotides. The record is from the annotation of a GenBank genome assembly. NCBI's taxonomy places the organism in Eukaryota, Fungi, Glomeromycota, Glomeromycetes, Paraglomerales, Paraglomeraceae.
AUGACGUCUCAUCAAGUGGAAGAAUCCAGUCAGAUCGAUCUCGAUGAGAAGCGUCGAGCUGCUCUAGCAGAAAUAGAUAAUGCAAAAUUCGGCUGGUUUCACAUUCGCACGAUUGUAGUCACUGGUGUAGGGUUCUUCACCGAUGCCUACGACUUGUUUGCUAUCAACUUCGUGACGGCAAUGUUGGGUUAUGUCUAUUACUCAUCUGCCAAAAAUACGCUACCGACGAAUCUCGAAUUGGGAAUAAAGAUAAGUGCACAGUGUGGAACAUUUGUUGGGCAAUUACUUUUCGGCUGGCUUGGCGAUCUAUGGGGAAGAAAAAGGAUGUACGGUAUAGAGCUUAUGAUAAUGAUCAUUGCAACAUUAGGCUCCGCUCUCUCUGCAGAGUCAUUUGCCGUGAGCGUCUCUGGUGUAUUAAUACUAUGGCGAGUUAUUCUCGGUGUUGGAAUCGGUGGCGAUUAUCCCAUGUCUGCAGUCAUAAGCUCCGAAUUCGCAAACAGAAAACGUCGUGGUGCUAUGAUAGGCGCAGUAUUCGCAAUGCAAGGCUUUGCCACGGAUAUUGCAGUUGUUCUGGGUAAAAAGAAACAAGAAGACAGAGAAAUCAUUGAAGAAGGAGAAAAUAUACCCGAUGUCGAAGCACCGAAACAUUCUUGGCAAGAUUUUAAGGAGUAUUUUGGAAAAUGGGAAAAUGGAAAGAUUCUUCUUGGUACCAGUCUAUCGUGGUUCUUGCUCGACAUUGCGUUUUACGGCAUUGGGCUUAACAAUUCGAUCAUAUUGACGAAUAUUGGAUAUGCUAAAUCAUCUGAUCCAUUCAAGUCGUUAUGGAAUAUCAGUAUCGGGAAUAUCUUGAUAGCUGUUCUUGGGACUGUGCCAGGAUAUUGGUUUACCGUCUUUUUAGUGGAUGUUUGGGGAAGAAAGCCCAUACAAUUUAUGGGAUUCGGAGUAUUGACAGUACUGUUUCUUAUUCUUGGAGUCGCAUACAAAAAGAUUCUCGAUACAUCGACCGCAUUAUUUAUCGUCAUAUUUGCUCUAUGCCAGUUCUUCCAAAACUUUGGACCAAAUACUACCACGUUCAUCAUCCCAGGUGAAGUAUUCCCAACACGAUAUCGAUCAACGGGCCAUGGAAUUUCAGCUGCAUCAGGGAAACUUGGAGCUAUUAUAUCUCAAGUUGGUUUCCUUCGACUUAAAGAUAUUGGUGGCAAGGAUGCAUACGUCGACAAAGUAAUUAUCAUCUUUGCUCCAAUCAUGUUCCUCGGAGUUCUCACCACAUUCUUGAUACCAGAAACAAAGGACCGAUCAUUGGAGGACUUAUCCAAUGAAAAACAGGUUGGAUUUGUCAGUACCAAGCGUAAAUCUUCUACUAAUGAGAAAAAAGUAUAA